AUGAGAUCACAAGCUCACGUUGCUGAGGAUAAGGAGGCAGACGAUCUGGCUGAUAUGAAAAGCUUAAAGGUCUUAAAUUUGCAACACAAUUUCCUCCAUGGUGUCCUACCAGUUGAAGAUCUGGCUGAUAUGAAAAGCUUAAAGGUCUUAAAUUUGCAACACAAUUUCCUCCAUGGUGUCCUACCAGUUGAAGGUUUUGCAGCUUCUGGGAGUUUGGAGAUUUUAGAUUUGAGUCACAACAUGUUGGAAACAACUAUUCCUUCUUACAUAGGGCGACUAACUUCCCUCAAGGCUUUAUCUUUGUCUGAAAAUAGAUUCUAUGGCUCUUUACCAAGUGAAGAUUUGUGUAAACUGGAGAAACUUGAAGAGUUUGAUGUUAGCAUGAAUUACCAUCUUGAAGGAAUCCUUCCUUCAUGCAUAAACAAUCUGACGUCUCUUCGGCUAUUAGAUCUCUCAAUGAACAAAUUCAGUGGAAACAUUUCCUCAUCCUGGAUAGCUAGCCUAAAAUCCCUCCAGUACAUUGAUCUUGGUCAUAAUAAGUUUGAAGGUGUAUUCUCAUUCAUCUCAUUGGCUAAUCACUCCCAGCUUCAAGUGGUUCAAUUUACAUGUGAUGACUACAAACUCCAGAUUACAGAAAUUUUAGGUUGGAUACCUUUGUUUCAAUUACAGUUCCUCGUGCUCUCAAACUGUUUGAAAAAACUCUCCACUGAAAUUCCAGCGUUUCUCUUCCACCAGCACAGCUUGAGAGUAGCUGAUCUCUCUCACAACAAGUUGAAAGGACGGAUCCCUGGUUGGUUGCUUGAAAACAAUACAAUGCUAGAAUAUCUUAGUCUGAGGGAUAACUCCUUUCUGGGUCUGUUUCAUCUGCCACCCCAUCUUAACCUGAGCAUUUCUUGGAUGGAUGUUUCAGCCAAUCAGUUUGAUGGGCAGCUUCAGGAAAACAUAGGAAAUCUCCUACCAAACAUAAAGAGCCUAGACUUGUCCAGAAAUGCUUUUGAAGGUCAUCUCCCCUCAUCAAUUGGGAACAUGAGUGGAAUGGAGAUCGUCCUUCAAUAACUUCUCAGGCGUAGUACCCAAAGAAUUGGUUGCAGAUUGUUCAAAGCUGAAGGUUCUAAAAUUAUCAAGGAAUAAUUUUCAUGGUGAUUUAUUUUCGACCCACUUUAACUUAACCCGGUUGCUGCUUCUAGAUUUUAGUGACAAUCAGUUCUCCGGAACUCUGUCGAAGAAAUUAUUAAAAUUUGCACAGGAGUUCAUGGACGGCAGCAAUAACCACUUGUCCGGUAAGAUUCCCAGCUGGAUAUGUAACAACAUGAUUAUACAAACACUCAUCUUGAGUUAUAAUUUUUUCAGUGGUCAUUUUCAAUGUGAAAGCUCUAUACUUGAGUUUUUAGACCUUUCUCAUAAUUUUCUGUCGGGAUCUUUACCUUCCUCGUCAGGGAAUUCUUUGAGGCACAUACAUUUUCAAGGGAAUAUGUUUUCCGGUUCAAUACCGAAAGCCUUCAUCAAUGCUCUUAUCAACGGGUCAAAUAUUGUGACAUUGGAUAUCAGGGAAAACAACUUGUCAGGUAGCAUUCCCAGCCUGCUCGGA
Molecule: messenger RNA, 1588 nt
Organism: Corylus avellana
Lineage: Eukaryota; Viridiplantae; Streptophyta; Magnoliopsida; Fagales; Betulaceae
Source: RefSeq, a predicted model, not a curated record